UCCUCGCCUCGUUGGAGACGGAGGGAGGUGGUGGUGUGGGAUUAACCGUCUAGCUUAGUUGUAGAACUAUUAUCCUUUGCAGCACGCCUAGUUUGUUCCCCUGCAACUGGGGUUUAGCAUCUCCCUGCUUUGUUUUCAUUGCGGUGUUGAGUUCACCUGUAGAAUCUCUUCAUUCAGAAAGAACCCGAUGCAGAGAGAGCGAACGGCUGGAAAUAACUGUCAGAAUUAUUCUAUGAAAAUCGUGGAGGGGAAGAAAUGAGGAUUGAAAACCUAUCUGCCUUUGCUUAGCUUUCUAACCUGUUCUUGCCUGCCUACUCCUCAAGAAGACUACUACAAUGGCAGAUCCUUCAGUGGUGGAUCACCUGACAAGACUGAGACUCAAACUCCUAGAAAAGAGACUAGAAAACGAACAGGAGAACCUAGAGAAGAUGGAGUUGCCUCUCCCAGCAGCAAGGAACAGACGUGAGGAUAUGCUACAAAGUGCCCUAAGGCGAAGGAAAGAUCUCCUGCAGGAGCUAAGGGAGCAGCACCUUCUGGAAGAGCUUUCACAGCCCCCUGCACCAGCUGGAGGACAUUGCCACAACCACAGAGCUGCUGCCCCACACAUCUACCAGAUACCUUUUCCAGCUCCAGAGGAGCCACCAAAGAUUAUCCAGCAGAUGAUGCCGCCUCAGCCUGCCACCAUCAUCCAGCAGUUACCUCAGCAGCAGUCUCCCCUGAUCACACAGAUCCCCCCUGCCCAACCUUUUGCAGCCCCCCGCUCUGGAAGCAUUAAAGAAGAUAUGGUAGAGAUGAUGCUGAUGCAGAACGCUCAGAUGCACCAGAUUAUCAUGCAGAACAUGAUGCUGAAGGCUCUGCCGCCGAUGGCAUUCACACAGCCUGUGGGAACCAGCCCUCCCCUGCUUCAGUGUGCACAGCAGGACCUGCAGGUUCCUGCUCCCCUGGCUGUGAAAGCAGACAGGCCCAGGCCAUCCGUGGUGCACCACCACCACUACCCUGCCACAGGGAUGCUCCCAGUGCCCCGCGAGCAACUCCCAUCCACAUCCACAGCGCAUCACUGGACCAGCAGCACGAUCCCUGCCCUGCCCACGUGGCCCACAUACUGA
This is a messenger RNA of Strigops habroptila (Kakapo), 1106 nucleotides long. RefSeq names its product chromosome 5 C21orf58 homolog (gene C5H21orf58). The transcript is spliced from 9 exons. Lineage: Eukaryota; Metazoa; Chordata; Aves; Psittaciformes; Psittacidae. Bases 336 to 1106 code for a protein of 256 amino acids. The record is from RefSeq and is a predicted model, not a curated record.